GCAGGUUCCUUAAUCCCUGUCCUUUUAAAAACACAGCACCUCAUUACAUCGAAAAAAGGCACUUUUAAGAGCCACAUUUGUCUUGUUUAUUGUCUUAUUUGUAUUGUUUAUUGUCUUGUUAUUUCUCUCUCUCUAUCUCUCUCUCUCACUCUCUCUCCCUCUCUCUCUCCCCUACCAUCUGAGUGGUGGUUGCUUUUUAGAGGGACGGAGGACCUGGGUAGCUGCCUCUUCUUCACUCACUGUAAUCAACUGAAAGUGUAAAGAAUGACAAAGCCAAAAUUCAGGCCUUGCCCAAGCUGCCAGGUCCGUCAGCAGGCCAACCGCAAAACCUGCAGUGCUUGUUUUGCCACACUGCCAAGCAAGCGGUUAUUAAAAACUGCAAAAAUUAAUGAUGACUGGGGCCAGAGGGUCAUCAAAAACAAAAAUGCAUCUCGGGUGGUGGCCUUUGCCCAAAUAGCUGUCCAAAAACUUUCUGCCUUGGGCUAUAUGCCCAUAUUAUUUAUCAGCCAGAGGCACAAGGGCACAGGCAAGUUGAUGGCAGAUGUAGUCACGCAUCUGCCACCGACGCAAAACAACACGCGUUUCUUAACCAGCAUGAAGAGGGCAUAUGACUUCAUAAUCAAACUGGAUGAUGUGCCCCAGCCCCAGCAAGACCAGCCCCUCCACCUAGACCAGCCCCAGCAACACCAGCCCCUUCCCCUCCAGCCCCUGCCCCUAGACCAGCCCCAGCAAGACCAGCCCCUGCCCCUAGACGAGCUAAUCCCACAAGACCACCCUACCCCAACAGACCAGCAAAUUAUUACACUUGAACUAUUUACGAUCGACUCUCAGGCUCAGCAGCCUGUGGAGCCUCUACCACCCAGGAAAAGACAAACCUCACUAUCCACCCCGGGCCUACCAUCCACCCCAGACCAAGGCAGACGAGCCCCACCAUCCAUCCAACCUCAACUAAAGAAAAGACAAACCACAGGUACAGGAGCCACACAAGCCCCACCCUCUACCCUGGCCAAAAAGAAGAAAACAAAAAGUUACAAAUGCAGUCGACAGACAAUUUAUCCAUACGAUAAAAUAUUGGAAAGACGGAUGAAUGGGGGGAAGGCAGCAGAGGUCAAAGUGUGCUGGCUACCUUGCUCUUCCUGUGGCAGAGUCUGGGAGGACACCUGGGAGCCGGCCAGCAAAUUCGCCUGAUGACCAAUACUGUUGUACUAUUUGUUUUGUAUAUAUUUGUCAAUAAUUAAAUUCACUAUUUUUACAUUU
Molecule: messenger RNA, 1257 nt
Organism: Sinocyclocheilus grahami
Lineage: Eukaryota; Metazoa; Chordata; Actinopteri; Cypriniformes; Cyprinidae
Exons: 9
Coding region: 265-1188 (307 amino acids)
Source: RefSeq, a predicted model, not a curated record